Messenger RNA from Microthlaspi erraticum, 1581 nucleotides. NCBI's taxonomy places the organism in Eukaryota, Viridiplantae, Streptophyta, Magnoliopsida, Brassicales, Brassicaceae. The record is from the annotation of a GenBank genome assembly.
AUGGCGGCUGCAACAGCAAGCGGUGGCAACACAAGUUUCUCCAACUCACCUCUCAUCCAAAACUCUGAUUCUAAUCAGAUUGUUGUCCCUGAGAAAAAGAGCUGGAAAAACUUCUUCUCGUACUUAGGCCCUGGCUUUCUUGUCUCAAUUGCUUACAUUGAUCCUGGAAACUUUGAGACUGAUCUGCAAUCAGGAGCUCAAUACAAGUAUGAGUUACUCUGGAUCAUAUUGGUGGCGUCUUGUGCAGCUCUGGUGAUUCAAUCUUUGGCUGCAAAUCUUGGUGUUGUCACAGGAAAGCAUUUAGCAGAGCAUUGUAGAGCUGAAUACUCCAAAGUUCCAAACUUUAUGUUAUGGGUUGUUGCGGAAAUCGCUGUAGUCGCUUGUGACAUUCCAGAAGUUAUUGGAACAGCAUUUGCAUUAAACAUGCUUUUCAAUAUCCCGGUUUGGAUUGGUGUUCUUCUCACAGGAUUUAGUACAUUGAUUCUUCUAGCCCUUCAACAAUAUGGGAUUAGAAAGCUUGAGUUCUUGAUCGCAUUUCUUGUGUUAACUAUUGCUCUAUGCUUCUUGGUUGAGCUUCAUUACUCAAAGCCAGACCCGAAAGAAGUCCUUUAUGGUCUCUUUGUUCCUCAGUUAAAGGGAAAUGGUGCAACUGGUUUAGCUAUCUCUCUCCUCGGUGCCAUGGUUAUGCCGCACAAUCUCUUUCUCCACUCAGCUUUAGUUCUCUCUAGAAAGAUUCCUCGUUCAGUAACCGGCAUCAACGAAGCUUGUCGAUAUUACUUGAUAGAAAGCGGAUUAGCACUAAUGGUGGCAUUUCUCAUAAAUGUCUCUGUGAUAUCAGUGAGUGGUGCUGUUUGUAAUGCCUCAGAUUUGAGUCCAGAAGAUCAAGCGAGCUGCGAAGAUCUGGACUUGAACAAAGCUUCGUUUCUUCUACGGAACGUUAUGGGUAAAUGGAGCUCAAAGAUAUUUGCAAUUGCGUUGCUUGCUUCGGGUCAGAGCUCAACAAUAACUGGAACUUAUGCUGGUCAAUACGUAAUGCAGGGGUUUCUUGACUUGACACUAAAGCCAUGGCUUAGAAACUUCUUAACUAGAUGCUUAGCUAUAAUCCCGAGUUUGAUUGUAGCUCUCAUAGGUGGCUCAGCUGGAGCUGGAAAGUUAAUCAUCAUUGCCUCGAUGAUCUUAUCCUUUGAGCUCCCAUUUGCUUUAGUCCCACUACUUAAAUUCACUAGCAGCAACACCAAGAUGGGAGCACACGCCAAUUCUUAUCUGAUUUCAUCUGUGACUUGGCUCAUUGGUGGACUGAUUAUGAGUAUAAACAUAUAUUAUCUAGUAAGCAGCUUCAUCAAGCUGCUUCUCCAUGGUCACAUGAAGCUUGUAUCUCUUGUCUUCUUAGGACUUCUUGGAUUCUCAGGCAUUGCAAUUUACUUAGCUGCCAUUGGUUACCUUGUCCUCCGUAGAAACAGAGAGUCCUCCACACGUUUCCAAGCCUCCGGUAACUCUCAGACCGCGGAAACACUUCCUAGAGAAGACAUUGUGCACAUGCAGUUACCUAAUAGAGCAGUGGUUAGAAGCGACUUAGAUUGA